AUGGCGGCAGCUCAGUCUCCUCGGCCCAUCGCUCUGAGAACUGACCUGGCGUCUGCGGCCCCCCGCUCGGCCGGCCCAGCCACUCUCCGGAUCCCAAGAUGUCCGCCCGCCCCCCUGCUCGCCUACGACGUUCAUCCGCUUCUCGAGAAGGGUGCAGUUUUUGAGAAAUUGAGGAUCUGUUCUUUACCCCAAUUUGUCMGUUUUGUGCACGAUCUGCAGCCACUGAAGAAGGAUCCGGAGGUCAYGGUCAAAGACCUCCGCUUUGGAACGAUCCCUGUGAAACUGUACCAGCCCAAGGCGCCCUCCUGCACCCCAAGGCCUGGUGUUGUCUUCUAUCAUGGCGGUGGAGUUGUCCUGGGGAGCUUGAAGACCCACCAUGGUGUGUGCUUGCAUUUGUCCAAGGACAGUGGCUCAGUGGUUGUGGCAGUUGGGUACCGCAAGUCACCCAAGUAUAAGUUUCCGGUGAUGGUCAGAGACUGCAUUGUGGCCACCAUCCACUUCCUGCAGUCCCUGGAUGCCUAUGGGGUGGACCCCGCUCGGGUUGUGGUSUGUGGUGACAGUGUGGGAGGGGGCGUGGCCACCAUCAUUUGUCAAACCUUGGCCAGCUGUCCGGGUCUCCCCCGGAUCCGCGCUCAAAUCAUGAUCUACGCGGCUCUCCAAGGCCUGGAUUUCCAGUCUCCUUCCUAUCAGCAGAACAAGAAUGUCCCUCUGCUCCCCUGGACAUUUGCCUUCUACUGUUUGUGCUGUUACCUGGAUAUCAACCCUUCCUGGCAAAGCACCAUAAAGAAAGGUGCCCAUUUGCCUCCAGAAGUCUGGGAGAAGUAUAAAAAGUGGUUGGACUCAGAAAACAUCCCAGAGAGGUUUAAGAAGAGAGGCUACCACCCCGUGGCCCCUGCGCCCUUGGACGAAGCUGCUUUCUUGGAGACAAACGUCCUUCUGCAUCCGUUGUGCUCACCCCUGAUCGCAGGAGAUGACGUGGUGUCUCAGCUCCCAGAGGCUUGCAUCGUGAGCUGCGAGUAUGAUCUUCUCCGGGACCACUCGCUCCUGUACAAGAAGAGGCUGGAAGACCUGGGGGUGCAGGUGACCUGGCACCACAUGGAGGAUGGUUUUCAUGGCGUGCUCAACACCCUUGACCUUGGCUGUUUGCACUUCCCAUGCUCUGCAAGAAUUCUCAAUGUGAUAACCCACUUCAUCAAGGGACUGUGA
Urocitellus parryii (Arctic ground squirrel) is the source of this 1206-nucleotide messenger RNA. Lineage: Eukaryota; Metazoa; Chordata; Mammalia; Rodentia; Sciuridae. The record is from RefSeq and is a predicted model, not a curated record.